UUCUUUGGUUCUACAGUAGGUCUGAAGUAGUUCGCCGUUGUUGCGAUUUUCUUCAGCUUACCUUGGAUACAACAUCUGUGACGGUGUGUGAAAAAGUUCCUCAGUACUUUUGUGAAAGAAAAGUCUGUUCAUCUACAACAACAUGGCCUCGUACGGAGCAUGGAUGGCACAAUCGGCGAUCAGCAAUCUGACCGUGGUGGACAGAGUCCCUGCCGAUAUGCUGCACAUGGUGGACGCCCAUUGGUAUCAGUUCCCGCCGAUGAACCCACUGUGGCACUCGUUGCUGGGAUUUGCCAUCGCCAUCCUCGCCCUGAUCUCGGUAAUCGGUAAUGGAAUGGUCGUGUACAUCUUCACCAACACCAAGACGCUCCGGACCCCAUCCAACCUGCUAGUGGUCAAUCUAGCCUUCUCGGACUUCCUGAUGAUGUUUUGUAUGGGACCACCAAUGGUGAUCAACUGCUACUACCAGACCUGGGUCUUCGGGCCUCUCGCUUGCGAAGUCUACGGUAUGUUAGGAUCACUGUUCGGUUGCGUCUCGAUCUGGACCAUGACUCUGAUUGCGUUCGACCGUUACAAUGUUAUCGUCAAGGGUCUGGCUGCCAAGCCUCUGACCAACAACAGCGCUUUGGUUCGUAUCCUGUGUGUGUGGGCCUCCAGUCUGGCCUGGACCAUAGCUCCAUUCUUCGGCUGGAACCGGUAUGUUCCAGAAGGCAACAUGAGCGCGUGUGGAACUGAUUAUCUGACCGACACCUGGAGUAGCCGCUCGUACAUUCUGGUGUACUCGUUCUUUGUCUACUUCGGUCCGCUGCUGAUGAUCAUCUACUCCUACGUCUUCAUCAUCAAGGCCGUGUCUGCCCACGAGAAGAACAUGCGCGAACAGGCCAAGAAGAUGAACGUUGCUUCGCUGCGAUCGUCGGAAGCCCAAAGCACCAGCACGGAAAUGAAACUGGCCAAGGUCGCCCUGGUCACCAUCUCGCUGUGGUUCAUGGCCUGGACUCCGUAUCUGAUCAUCAACUUCACCGGUAUCUUCAAGUCUUCGCCCAUCAGCCCGCUGGCCACCAUCUGGGGAUCGCUGUUCGCCAAGGCCAAUGCCGUGUACAACCCGAUAGUGUACGGUAUCAGCCAUCCAAAGUACCGAGCUGCCCUGUAUCAGAAAUUCCCGGCGCUGUCUUGCACGGAUUCCGCCGACGACUCGCAGUCAGUGGCUUCCGAAACCACGACCGUGGUAUCGGCCGAAAAGUCGGAAUCUGCCUAAUGAUAUUGUUGUGGACCUUGUGAUGAUGUUGAAUCGGUUGUAUUUUUAAGUUAGUUUUAUUGAAUAAAGUGAGCAAUUUUUGAAAUCG
Molecule: messenger RNA, 1343 nt
Organism: Ochlerotatus camptorhynchus
Lineage: Eukaryota; Metazoa; Arthropoda; Insecta; Diptera; Culicidae
Product: opsin-1-like
Exons: 1
Coding region: 143-1255 (370 amino acids)
Biological process (GO): visual perception; G protein-coupled receptor signaling pathway; phototransduction
Cellular component (GO): plasma membrane
Molecular function (GO): G protein-coupled photoreceptor activity
Source: RefSeq, a predicted model, not a curated record